AUGAGCGUCAUUGUUGGUCGCGCUUUACCAGACGUUCGCGAUGGUUUGAAGCCGGUUCACAAACGUGUUCUGUUUGCCAUGAGUGAGCUCAAUAACACCUAUAACCGUCCCUACGUGAAGUCUGCACGUGUGGUCGGUGAGGUCAUCGGUAAGUAUCACCCCCAUGGCGACAGCGCUGUGUAUGAGACAGCGGUACGCAUGGCGCAGGAUUUUUCCAUGCGUUAUCUGCUGGUCGACGGGCAGGGUAAUUUUGGUUCAAUAGACGGUGAUCCGCCUGCGGCAAUGCGUUACACCGAAAUCCGCAUGUCAAAAAUGGCCUCCGAGCUGCUUGCGGAUCUCGACAAAGACACUGUCGAUUUUGUGCCCAACUACGACGAAACCCUGACGAUGCCGGUCGUCUUGCCUACCCGUGUACCCAACCUGUUGGUCAAUGGUAGUUCCGGUAUUGCGGUAGGUAUGGCCACCAAUAUUCCGCCACACAACCUUACGGAAGUGAUCAAUGCCACGCUGGUACUGCUGGAUGAUAGUGCCACCAGUAUUGAUGAUCUGAUGCAGCACAUCACCGGGCCGGAUUUUCCAACCGCCGGUAUCAUCAAUGGCCGCGCAGGUAUUGUGCAGGCCUAUCGCACAGGUCGUGGCCGUAUUUACGUGCGCGCACGUGCGGAAGUCGUGGAGCUGAAAAAUGGCCGCGACCGCAUCAUUAUUCAUGAGAUUCCAUACCAGCUGAACAAGUCCAGGCUCAUUGAGAAAAUUGCUGAGCUGGUCAAAGAUAAAAAGAUUGAAGGCAUCACCGAGCUGCGUGACGAGUCAGAUAAAGACGGCUUACGCGUAGUCAUCGAAAUUCGCCGCGGCGAUUCCGGUGAGGUGGUUUUGAACAACCUUUAUACCCAGACCCAAUUACAACAGGUGUUUGGCAUCAACUGUGUAGCGCUGGUCGAUGGUCAGCCGAAGCUGCUGAAUCUGAAACAGAUGCUUGAAGCGUUCCUGCAGCACCGCCAGGAAGUGGUGACCCGCAGAACCCUGUAUCUUUUGCGUCGCGCGCGUCAGCGGGGUCAUAUCCUCGAAGGUCAGGCGGUAGCGCUUGCCAAUAUUGAUGAUGUUAUUGAGCUGAUCAAAAGCUCCGCGUCUGCAGCAGACGCCAGGGUAGCGCUGAUGGAGCGACGUUGGGUCGCCGAGGCUCUGUUUGAUCUGCUUGCGGAAGUGGGCUCGGACGCUUGUCGCCCCGACGGUCUCAGCGAGGAUUUCGGUUUUACCGAUAACCUUUAUCGUCUGACCGAAGAACAGGCUCAGGCCAUUCUGGAGAUUCGACUGCACCGUUUAACGGCCAUGGAGCAAGACAAGCUCAUGGCAGAUUACAAAGGCGUGCUGGAUGAAAUUGCUGAUCUGAUGGAUAUUCUCGGUUCUCAUGAAAGAUUACUGUCGGUUAUCCGUGAUGAGCUGAAUGAAAUCAAAAAGAAUUACGGCGAUGAGCGACGGACAGAGAUCGUCGCUACCCAGCAGGAUCUUUCGGUAGAAGAUCUAAUCAACGAAGAAGAGCUGGUGGUCACUAUUUCCCACCAGGGCUAUGGCAAAACACAGCCACUGGAUGUGUACCAGGCGCAGCGCCGUGGUGGUGUUGGUAAAGCCGCGACCUCUGUCAAAGACGAAGAUUUUGUGGAACACCUGGUUAUCGCAAACUCACACGAUCAGCUCCUGUGUUUCUCUGAUGUAGGAAAGGUUUACUGGCUGAAAGCGUUUCAGAUUCCCCAGGGCAGUCGGGGCGCAAAAGGCCGUCCUAUGAUUAACAUUCUGCCGCUGGCCGCCGAAGAGCGCAUCACAGCGAUCAUGCCCGUCAAGGAGUACGCAUCGGAUCAUUUUGUGUUUAUGGCAACUGCUAACGGCACUGUAAAGAAAACGCCGUUAGAACAGUUUUCACGGCCGCGUCCCAGUGGUCUGAUUGCACUGGAUCUGGAAGAGGGCAACACUCUGGUCGGUGUUGCCAUCACCAAUGGUUCCAGUGACGUGAUGUUGUGCAGCAGCGCAGGCAAAGCCGUGCGAUUUAAGGAAUCCGACGUACGGGCGAUGGGUCGCACGGCUAAAGGCGUACGUGGUAUCCGCCUGCAGAGUGGCCAACGUGUCAUCUCUCUGAUUAUUCCUGCCGAAGGCGGUACCGUUUUGACGGCCAGUGAAAAUGGCUACGGCAAACGCACGCCUAUCGAGGAGUAUCCAGUCAAAGGACGGGGUGGCCAGGGUGUUAUUGCCAUGCAAACCAGCGAUCGCAACGGCGCCAUGGUGGGUGCUGUACAGGUGUUUCCCGGUGAUGAACUGAUGCUGAUCAGCAACAUGGGCACCCUCGUGCGCACAGCUGCGGAUCAGGUUUCAGAACUGGGUCGCAAUACCCAGGGUGUACGUCUUAUCAAUGUGAAAGACGGUGAGCUGCUCAACAGUGUGGAGCGUAUCGCAGAGGCGGUGGUCCACGAAGCGGAUGCAGCCGCUGAAGCGGCUUUAAACGCAGCAUCUUCAGGUGACAGCGAAACCGAUACAGCGGAGAUGCUGGACUUUCAAGGUAGCGGCAUGUCGGUGAUGGAGAUGAGUCACCGAAGUAAAGAAUUUGUUGCAGUUGCAGCCAAGGCAGAAGCUGAUUUUCGUUCUCUGCUGGGUGUGUCUGACGAUUAUCAUGUGCUGUUUCUGCAGGGUGGUGCAACUACUCAGUUUGCAGCGAUCCCCCUGAAUUUAACUGCAUCUGGUGACGUAGUUGACUACAUCGAUACAGGUUCAUGGUCAGCCAAAGCGAUAAAAGAAGCCGGCAAAUAUUGCCUGGUUAAUGUUGCAGCCAGUAGUAAGAGUGGUCACUACAGCUACAUUCCUGAAGUGGACACCUGGCGGCUCAGUGACAAUGCCAGCUAUCUGCACCUCUGCUCCAACGAAACCAUUGGUGGGGUGCAGUUCAAAGAAUUUCCUAAGGUAUCAGCGCCUUUAGUGGCGGAUAUGUCGUCAGACUUUCUAUCCCGACCGGUGGAUGUUGAGCAGUUUGCGCUGAUUUACGGUGGCGCGCAGAAGAAUCUGGGUCCCGCGGGUCUAACGAUGGUGGUUGUACGUAAAGACCUGUGUGGUCAGGCGCGCCACGAAACACCUGGAACGCUGGAUUACGCCGUGCAGGCGGAUGCGGACUCCAUGUCGAAUACGCCGCCCACCUACGCGUGGUAUCUGGCGGGUCUGGUGUUUGAAUGGUUGAAGCAGCAGGGUGGUUUAGAUGCCAUCGCGGCAACAAAUCAACGCAAAGCAGACAAACUUUAUGCAGUGAUCGAUAACAGUAAUUUCUAUCAAUCUCCUGUGCAGCCGGAUGUGCGCUCCACGAUGAAUGUACCGUUUACCAUGCCCGACGAGGCGCUCGAUGCGCAAUUUGUCAGCGGCGCUCUGGAUCGUGGAAUGUCUGGCUUGAAAGGGCAUCGCAGUGUCGGCGGCAUGCGGGCCAGUAUUUAUAAUGCGGUACCCGAAGAUGCAGUGGAUGCCCUGAUUACCUACAUGCACGAGUUUGAGAAUGAACACGGGUUGUUCCGCGAAGUGAUCUCCUGCUGCUUGAACCUGGAGCUCCCUCUUACCGUGGCCUAUUUUGGCCCCGAGGGUACCUACACUGAAGCAGCUACGAUCAAACAGUUUGGUCACUUUGCGACUACCAAGCCGCUGGCCUCUAUUGAUGAGGUGUUCCGCGAAGUGGAGUCCCAGGCGGCCCACUAUGGCGUUGUGCCUGUAGAGAACAGCACUGAAGGCAUGGUGAAUCACACCCUCGACUGUUUCAUGGGUUCCAAAGUGAAGAUCUGUGCUGAGGUUGAGCUGGCCAUUCAUCAUGCGCUGUUGCGGGGCGAGGAUGCAGAAGGCGAAAUCACCGAAAUUCGUUCCCAUGCCCAGAGCCUGGCCCAGUGCCGGGGCUGGCUGGACCGCAAUUAUCCUGGUAUUCCGCGUAUCGCUGUGGCCAGUAAUGCGGAAGCGGCCAAACAGGCACUGACUCACCCGCAUAUUGCCGCGAUUGCAGGAGAAAUUGCUGCAGAUCGUUACGGCCUGCGCGUAUUGAGUGCCCGAAUUGAAGAUCAGCCUGAUAACAAAACGCGUUUUAUUGUGCUGGGCCAGGAGGAUGUAGGCCCCAGUGGCAAAGAUAAAUCUUCGCUGUUGGUGUCCGUUCGUAAUGAACCGGGCGCGCUGUUGCGUGUACUUGAGCCAUUUGAGCGCUUCGGUAUCAGCCUGACUCGGAUUGAAACCCGGCCGGCACGCUCCGGUGACUGGUCCUAUGUGUUUUUCAUAGACUUUGAUGGCCAUCAGAGCGACCCGCAGGCGAAACAGGUUAUUGAAGCGAUCAAAGCGGUGGCAUUUGAAGUCCGCUCUCUGGGUCUUCGCCCCUACCAGCCUGGCAAACCGAUAGACGAGCUGGCACGUGAGCUUGGUCUGGACAGUAUUAUCAAACUUGCAAGUAACGAAAACCCUCGUGGUCCGGGUGAGCUGGUGCAACAAGCUAUUCAACGCGAAACGGCAACGCUGUCGCGCUACCCUGACGGUAAUGGUUACGUCUUAAAGCAGGCGUUGGUGAAACAUACGGGCGUUAGAUCUGGUCAGAUUACCCUCGGUAAUGGUUCUAACGAUGUUCUCGAUCUGAUUGCCCGGGUUACCGUUGAGCCAGGGUGCCAGGCGGUCAUUUCUGAACACAGUUUUGUGGUCUACCGGCUGGCGGUAACAAUUGCCGGAGGUGGUUUGAUUGAAGUGCCGGCAAAAGAUUUUGGUACCGAUCUGGAAGCGAUGGCGGCGGCGAUCACACCUCAGACAACGGUGGUUUUUGUUGCCAAUCCGAACAACCCAACCGGUACCUGGGUUACCCAUAAUGCAUUCAAAGCCUUCCUUGAUAGUGUGCCCGAGCAUGUCUGGGUGGUGCUCGAUGAAGCUUACCUGGAGUACGCUGACCAUCCGGAAUAUCCUGAUGCCCUGGCGUUGCUGCAGGCUCAUCCGAACCUCAUUGUCACCCGAACGUUCUCAAAAAUUCAUGGGCUUGCGGCUCUGCGUGUCGGCUACGGUUUGUCUUCGGAAGCGUUUGCAGACCUGUUAAACAGAGCCAGGCAACCGUUCAAUGUUGGCAGCAUUGGUCUGGCGGCAGCAGCAGCUGCGCUGGAAGACCAGGAAUUUGUCAGUGUCAGCGUUGAUCUUAACAGUUAUCUGAAGCGCUCGUCCGUGUACACAAGCGCAAGCAAGCAAGCAAGUGAGUGGCUGUGCGGGUCGCUGGGUGCGGCCUGGCGUGCUGCAUCAUUUGCACGUCAUAUCGUCGGUGUUGAAACGAACCCCGUAGCAGCGAAGCUUGCUCUGGAGCUCGGACUGGUUGAUGAAAUAUGCGCAAACGUACCCCCGGAUGCUGAACUGAUUGCGAUAUGUACCCCUAGUGACCGUGUCGCAGAGCAGGUGAAAGCUCUGGCAUCGCUGCGGGUGCCGAUGUUUGACGUGGGUAGUGUGAAGGCACCGAUCAUCGAAGCGCUCCUUGCGGGCGGGGGUGUUUCACCAAAUUUUGUUCCCAGUCAUCCUAUCGCAGGCUCUGAUCGCAGCGGUCCCCAGGCGGCUGACGCCCAUCUGUUUGCCGGCGCAACAACGGUCCUGACACCGUUGGUUUCAACCGACAACAAUGCUUUACAGCGGGUUGAAUCAGCCUGGCGUGCCUGUGGCAGCGAAGUGACCCGUUUAUCGCCACAGGCGCAUGAUGAAAUGCUGGCGGUCACCAGCCAUCUACCUCACCUCCUGGCUUAUGUGUUCAUGCAGCAGGUAGACCCGGAUCAACUGGCUUACAGUGGAGGAGGUUUCCGCGAUUUCACGCGUAUUGCAGCGGCUAACCCCGAGCUGUGGUGGCGUAUUUUGUGCAUGAAUCGUCAGCAGGUGUUGGAUGCGGCAGCUGACUUUACGGCGCAUCUGCAGAGCUUCACUGAAGCAUUAGAGAAAAAUGACGAGGUCACAGGUUUGGCUGCCCUGCGUGCCGCUGCUGAGCGGCGGGGUAAAGGCACCCUGGCCAGACUGGUUGCGGACACGCUGGGCUGGCACCUGCUGGAUUCUGGUGCGCUAUAUCGCAUUGUUGGUGCCAUGAGCGUGCGUCGGGGUAUCGAUCUCGCAGAUGAAACCUCCGUGGCUGAAUUGGCGGGUGCGCUGCACAUCAGUUUUGCGGAUGAUCGCGUUAAGGUGGAAGACCUGGACCUCACCGAUGAAAUCCGCACUGAAGAUGCCGGUGAAAACGCCUCGAAAGUCGCCCAUCUGCCCGCGGUUCGCGCUGCUGUAUUUGAUCUGCAGCGCAGUUUCCGGCAAGCGCCGGGCCUGGUCGCCGAUGGCAGGGAUAUGGGUACCGUGGUUUUUACCGACGCAGCGCUGAAAAUCUUCCUUGAUGCCAGCGCUGAGGUGCGUGCUGAGCGGUCCAUCGUUACCGGCACGGUGGUUGAUAUUGACGCUGACUGGGUGGUUGUCCACGCAGGUGACCAGGUUAAAGUGGCCAUGGAAGUGGUCGACGAUGGUUGGGGUGAAACCCGCCUGUCCCGUGAGAAAGCGCGCCGCGCCGAGUCCUGGAUGCACCUUGAAGCCGCCCACGAAGGCAAUGAGGUGGUCACCGGUAUUAUCAACGGCAAAGUCAAAGGUGGCUUUACAGUUGAUAUCAAUGACAUCCGCGCGUUCCUGCCCGGCUCAUUGGUCGACAUCCGCCCAUUGCGUGAAACCGCGCAUCUGGAAGGUAAGCCCCUCGAAUUUAAAGUCAUCAAAUUAGAUCAGAAGCGCAACAACGUUGUGGUAUCACGUCGUGCGGUUCUGGAAGAAGAAAACAGUCAUGAGCGUGAAGCGCUGCUUGGUUCUCUGCAGGAAGGUCAGGACGUUAAAGGUAUUGUCAAAAACCUCACCGAUUAUGGUGCGUUUGUUGACCUUGGCGGCGUUGACGGUCUGUUGCACAUCACCGACAUGGCGUGGAAGCGUAUUCGUCAUCCGUCUGAAAUGGUUAACGUCGGCGAUGAAGUUGACGUUCGUAUCCUCAAGUUCGACCGCGAAAAGAACCGCGUCAGCCUGGGUAUGAAGCAGCUGGGUGAUGAUCCAUGGAUCAACAUCAUUCGCCGCUAUCCUGAAGGAUCACGCGUUCUGGCAACCGUCACCAACCUCACCGACUACGGCUGUUUUGCUGAAAUCGAAGAGGGUGUUGAAGGUCUGGUACACGUCUCUGAAAUGGAUUGGACCAACAAGAACAUUCACCCGUCAAAAGUUGUUUCGGUCGGUGAUCAGUGUGAAGUGAUGGUUCUGGAUAUCGAUGAAGAUCGUCGUCGCAUCUCCUUAGGUGUGAAACAGUGUCGUCCCAACCCAUGGGAAGAGUUCAGCCUCAGCCAUGCAAAAGGCGAUCGGAUCAGCGGCAACAUCAAGUCAAUUACCGACUUUGGUAUUUUCAUUGGUCUGGACGGUGGUAUCGACGGUCUUGUUCACUUGUCUGAUAUCUCCUGGAACGAAACCGGUGAAACAGCCGUGCGUCGUUACUCCAAAGGUGAAGAGAUAGAGACACUGAUUCUGUCUGUUGAUCCUGAGCGUGAACGUAUCUCCUUAGGCAUCAAGCAGCUGGACCAGGAUCCCUUCUCGGAUUACACCGCUGUCAACGAUCGCGGCACCAUUGUGAACGGCACCAUUAUCGAGGUGGAACCCAAAGAAGCUGUGAUUGAGCUGGCUGAAGAGGUCACCGGUGUUCUGAAAGCUUCUGAGAUCAGCAUUGAUCGGGUUGAAGACGCGCGCAACGUGUUGAACGUGGGUGAUCCGAUUGAAGUGAAAAUCAUCAGUGUCGAUCGCAAAAAUCGCACCAUUGGCCUGUCGAUCAAAGCGAAAGACAUUGAAGAAGAGCGAACAGCUGUUCGAGAACAUCAGCGUUCUGAAACAGAGCGUCCUGGGGCAGCAACCCUGGGUGAUCUGAUCAAGGUUCUUUUGCUUAUGACGGAAGAAAGCAUGACCAAGUCGGAGCUGAUUGAACGCAUUGUGGCAGCACAAGUGCAGCAAUCCGGCUCGUUACUGUCCAGCAAAGAUGUAGAGCUGGCAGUGAAGACCAUGAUCGAGCAGAUGUCCCUCACUUUGGAACUGCGAGACCGAGUGAACAGUGCUCUGCAUGCGGAGCUUGAGCAGCGCAAAAUGCAUGAUGGUGUUGGUGAUCAACAGGUAUUGGAUAGUUUUAACCAGUCCAACGACCCGAUGUCGCUCACUUUUGCCGUGUGGGAGACACCUUUUAAGCUGUCUAUGUUCUGGUGGAUGCUGGCCGCCUUCCUGAUCGGCCUGACCUUUGGUUUGUCCAAUGCGCUCUGGAUGAACGUUAAAGCCCGCAUGCAGGCGCGCAAGCUGAAACAAUCUCUGGCCCAGGCUGAAUCCGAACUAGAGCGUUUGCGCUCGCUGACUGUGCAGCCGCAGCAGGCGGUGAUCAAAGAUUACUAUCAGGGACUGAAUUUUCUAUUGGGAGACCGCCCGGAACUGGGUGUGGAUCGGUUUAUUGAUGGCAUGGAGGUGUCAGAUCAAACCAUAGAUGUCCAUCUGGCAAUGGCAGGUGUUGUGCGCCGACGCGGCGAAGUGGAUAAGGCCAUACGUAUUCACCAGAAUCUGCUGGCCUCCCCGGUUUUGAACCAAAUCAACAAACAGCUUGUGGAAAUGGAGCUGGCCCGCGACUACCACACAGCCGGCCUGUUUGAUCGCUCUGAAAACCUCUUACAACAGAUUGCCCAACGCAAAGGCUCGCAGGAGUUACCUGCAUUGGAACUUCUGUUAGAUCUCUUUGAGCAGGAGCGCGAAUGGCAACAGGGUAUAGACAUCAGCACAAAGCUGCUCAAAACGAAACCAGAGCUGCGUACCCGGGUGGCGCACUUUUAUUGUGAGCUGGCGGAGUUGAGUUUAGAGGCUGGCGAUGUGCGUAAGGCACUCGCGCUGGCUGGAAAGGCUGAGUCACUGGCACCCGCUGAAGCUCGGAGUCAUUGGCUGUUGGCUAAAGUCGAAUAUGCCCGAAAACACUAUAAGCCGGUGUUACGUCAUAUUCAGAAAGCGGUGGAGCUGGCACCGGAACUGGUUGGUCAUUAUGUGGAAGUGUAUCGCGCAGCCUGCGAAAGUAUGGGUCGUGAUGAUGAAUUUGAGCGUUUUGUGCGGCAUAGCUUGCGGCUUUAUCCUGACCCGCUCCUGUUGCAGGAUUUAAUCAAUUUUCGGCGUAAAAAUGGCAGGGAACUGGGUGCUGAUGAACUGAUUGAAGAAAUUACCCGCGCGCCCAGCUUCGGGCAUCUGCCUCUGUUGAUGGAACUGGGCCAACGCAAACCAGAAGCGGAAGACAUCCGCCUCACGGUGGCGCAGAUUGUAAAUAGUCAGGUUUCGUUUGCUUUGCCGCAAGGCAGUAUCAAUGUAAAUACCGCGUCGGCUGAAGUAUUGGCCGAGAUGUUAGACGGCAUCGGUGUCGCGCGGGCUCAGGCCAUAGUUGAAUAUCGCGAGAAGUUUGGUGAUUUUCUGAGCGUUGACGACCUGCUGGAUGUGCGUGGUGUCGGACCCGCUGUCAUCGAAGUGAACAAAGAUAAAAUUGCUUUUGUAGAUUAA
Molecule: messenger RNA, 9567 nt
Organism: Symbiodinium pilosum
Lineage: Eukaryota; Dinophyceae; Suessiales; Symbiodiniaceae
Source: the annotation of a GenBank genome assembly